AUGGCGGACCAAAAGGAGUUCAACGUUAUCCAGUUUGGUCGUAGCGAUGGCGCGGAUACAGGACCUGGAUACUGGCCUGCACAGCCUGCACAGCCUGCGCCUCCCAAGAAGGUCCCUGGGGCAGCAACAGACGCUGGACGACGCACAAAGCCGUCAAUGGCGAGACUGGCAGAGGACGACCCACGAUUUGUCGAAUGGAAAGUGAAGCUGGGGAUUCUCCUGAAGCAGGAAUUAUCGCCUAGCCCUCAUGAGGGAAAUGCGUGGCUCGUCAACUUCCCCAGAGGAUACUGGCUGUAUGAGAAAUCCAACAAGACUUGGGUCUCGGGCUAUCCGAUCAAGUCAAAGCUCUUCAGGACACCACAGGAAUUCGCAUUCCACCUCAUAUGGCUCUCAUCUACAUCAAAUGACUACAAAGACUGUUGCUGCCCGCAUUGCAACUUCCAGAGCGCGCCUAAGCCGGUGGUCGUGGAGUUGGACACGCCCAAUCUGCCUCACGCGGAAUCGCCGGCCAAGCAAGAUAAGGUGCAGCCCAAGGCGACACCUGCGCCGAUACCCAUCUCUGGACAGACACAACAAGGAGCUACCAUUGCAAGACCAGCUGCUGCCAAGCAAAGCGCGCUCGCGAAUCAUGUGUCCGCUCCGGUCCAGGUCCAGCCUCAAGUCCAGCACCAGCAGCAACUACACAUGCGGCCGCAAACACAAUCUCCUAUGCAACGACAAUCCCCGGCCCAGACACAGCCACAACCUCAGGCUCCAGCCCAAAGCAAUCCCCAGCCGCAGGCGCAACCACAGGCGCAACCACAAGCACAAGCAAAUAUUAUCUGGAGCCUCAGGUCGCCACUUGUCUUCCGUGCCGGUGAGCUUGUGUGGUUCAACAAUGGAGCGUCUUGGCGGUUGGGCAUCAUCGCCGCGUCAAGCCAGACGGCGCAUGAGCUCCUGCCCAUAGGACAUGGCAUGGUUCACCGCCCCAAUGUGGUCAAGCCUCCCGAGGAUAUGCGACCUUUCUACGCAUUCAGCGUGCCGUUUGUCACCAUACCCGAUCUCAAAGACAAGGUCUUUGACGACAUCCCGUGGGAGUCGACCAUCCAUGCCCUCGGCAACGAUACGGGCAAACGCGACGUCUUCGCGCUGGAUGCGUCCAAGAUGGCGGCGACCAAGAUCGACUACUCGUAUUCGACCUGGUCUCCCGUGUCGCAAGACCAAAAAACCAUCUUCUACUACGGUUGCUUCCUGGGAGCAGAGCGCAUCGAGAUUGGCGAUGCCUUGCGCCUUCGGAAGCUGCCAGCCUCGCUCAUGGCCGGCGAGACCGCGGUCAUGGGGCUGCGGAACAUAUUUGUGUCGGAGGAGCAGGGCGGCCUGCUGUUCCGCGGCCAUCUCUACGUGCUCUGCAAGGAUGCCUCCAAAAACAUUGUCCCGCCGGAGCAGCUUCCCAUCGCGCUGCGCGACGAACUGAAAUGGAGGCAGUCGACUGCUUCGAAAAACAACACCUACCAGUACUCGCUGAUGAAGGAAAAUGUGAUCCUGAACGAGAGGUCGAUCAAGGGCCGCUUCUACCCCACGCAUCGCCUGAUGCCCAUUCUGGACCCGGGGAGCUUCAAUCAGAUCGUAGCGUCGGGCCACGUCAACGAGCAGGUCAUACCGCAACUGAACAACCGCAUGGAGGCAGGCAUGGGAAGAUAUAUUGGCCGCAAGAGGAAUCGCAUCGAUACGCUGGGACCCUGUGUGGCCCACGGGUCACGAUUGGCGUUGGAAGGACAUGUCAAGGAAGAUGUUUGA
Molecule: messenger RNA, 1776 nt
Organism: Emericellopsis cladophorae
Lineage: Eukaryota; Fungi; Ascomycota; Sordariomycetes; Hypocreales; Bionectriaceae
Exons: 2
Coding region: 1-1776 (591 amino acids)
Biological process (GO): silent mating-type cassette heterochromatin formation
Cellular component (GO): SHREC complex; rDNA heterochromatin
Source: RefSeq, a predicted model, not a curated record